CGGAGCGUGCGCGGCGCGCGCGGCCCGCGGUGAACGGUGCUGUCCGGCCGCGCGAUGCAUUGUGGGCGCGGCUGAGGAAGUAAAAUGGCGGACCUGGCGAACGAAGAAAAACCUGCCAUUGCUCCACCCGUCUUUGUAUUUCAGAAGGAUAAAGCACAGAAGUCCCCUGCAGAGCAAAAAGCUUUGUCGGAUUCAGGCGAGGACCCCCAGGGAGAGGUUGAGCCCCCCUACCAUGGUCUGGGUCACACAGAACCAGCUGGUGAGUGCGACUCUGAGCACCCUGUUCCUGCUGUGGCCUCAGUCAGUGCUACCCUGAGUCCUGCUUCUGAAACCCAGCUUGCUCCUAUUCAACAAGAACUGGCAGGGAGAUCUGCAGAUGGAACAAGUCCAGAAGAUGGAGAUGAAUCUGAUCGGGAGGAUGGAAGCUACUGUCCACCUGUAAAACGUGAGAGAACUUCAUCUUUGACUCAGUUCCCUCCCUCUCAGUCAGUAACAAAGAACAAUGUUUUUAUGCCAUCAAGCUUCUGUGAACCCUCUACGGGCAAUUCUGAUUCAGAACCAGAGGAAAAGAGCAGUGGAUUCCGGCUGAAGCCACCAAUACUUAUCCAUGGUCAGGCACCUAGUGCAGGUCUCCCUAGCCAGAAACCGAAGGAACAGCAGCGAAGUGUGCUCCGUCCAGCAGUGUUACAGGCACCACAGCCAAAAGCUUUCUCACAGAUGGUUCUCAGCAGUGGUACCAAUGGUGUAAAUAUCCCUCCAGAUUCUGUAGUCACAUCAGAAUCACCAAGUGAUGCAACACUGAAAAGCUCAGACUCUGAAGACAAGGCAGCAGAAUGUCAGAAAAAGGAGUCCAACAAUACUUCAGAUGAUGACAGCUGUGAGAAGGCUGAACUAAAUGCACAGCAAGCAUUUGUUUUUGGGCAAAAUUUAAGAGAUAGAGUUAAGCUAGGAGAUGAAAGCGAUGAAACUGCUGAUGUACAAAAUGCUGGCCUUCUGACAGCAGAUAUACCUUCUGCAACAAACUAUUUUCUACAGUACAUCAGUUCCAGUGUAGAGAACUCUACGAACAGUGCAGAUGCGUCUAGCAACAAGUUUGUUUUUGGACAGAACAUGAGUGAGCGAGUCCUAAGUCCACCAAAAUCAAAUGAAGGUAGUACAGAGAGUAAUAAGGAGAAUGCUGCUACAGAGUCUGGGUCUGAAUCAUCUUCUCAGGAGACCACACCAGAAAAAGCUAAUAAUAUUUCAGAAUCACUGGCAGAGUCUGCAGCAGCCUAUACUAAAGCAACAGCAAGGAAGUGUUUAUUAGCGAAGGUAGAAGUGAUUACUGGGGAAGAAGCUGAAAGUAACGUGUUACAGAUUCAGUGCAAGCUGUUUGUAUUUGAUAAAAGCUCUCAGUCUUGGGUGGAAAGAGGUCGAGGGCUCCUGAGACUCAAUGAUAUGGCCUCAACAGAUGAUGGAACAUUACAGUCUCGACUGGUGAUGAGGACUCAGGGGAGUCUCAGGUUAAUCUUAAAUACGAAGCUCUGGGCUCAGAUGCAGAUCGAUAAAGCCAGUGAGAAGAGUAUCCGGAUCACUGCCAUGGAUACAGAGGACCAAGGAGUUAAAGUUUUUCUUAUAUCAGCAAGCUCUAAAGAUACAGGGCAGUUGUAUGCUGCAUUGCACCAUCGGAUCUUGGCCUUGCGCAGUAGAGUGGAACAAGAGCAAGAAGUCAAGAAUGUAGCACCUGAGCCAGAGGUAACGCAGUCAAAUGAGGAAGACAGUGAUGACGAUGUCAUUGCACCUUCAGGAUCAGUUGGAAGUGGUCCUAAUGAUGAAGGUGAUGGGCAGAACAUUGGUAGCACAUAGCAGAUGUUAGCCGAUCUGCUUGCAAGGCUGCUAUGAACACCAUCUUGCAGGCAUCUCCGGAUACCCCAGGCCAGCGAUUAUUUCAGGCAGUGUUGAAAGCUCCAGGACUUAAGACUGUGCAUCUCUGUUCUGUUUGUUUGGGUUUUUGGUCUGGAUCAGUAGAUUCCACACAAAAAAAAGCAGACUUGGAAACUACCUGAAUGUGGUUUGGGACGUUAAAAGCUCAUCAUAUUGAUGAGCAAAAAAAAUAAAAAUCCAACCCCAAAACGACAAAAACACAAAAUGCAACCACCCCCAACCAUUUCUCUUCUUCCUUGUAAUUAAAAUGGCACAUUACAGCUUGUCACAGCUUUUCAAUGGGGCCUUUUGGCUGUUUCUUCAGUAGUUUGUGUCUUUGCAGGUCUCCAAGAUAGAACUUUUCGACACAACUCAAAUUCUGCUUUUAGAACCCCUACUCCCCUUUACGCAGGAAAACCCGGUCCUCACCAGCUCCUAUGCUCACUGGCUGCCCUUUUGGGUUCCUUUUUUUUUGGACUGCAGAUGGGGCAGGAUAUGUUUUUACCUUUUAGUCCCUUCAUAGAUUAUGGAUGUGGAUGCCAUUGUUUGCUGUCUAGUGGUUUGUAAACAGAAAGAAACAAAACAUUGUGGUUCACCAGAAAAGCUUUUUUUAACUCAAUAAUAAGAGACUUUAAAGUCUGCAGGAUGUUUUGCUAACUCCUUUUUUCUUCCCAUUUCAUUAUUAUUUUUGGGGGAAUUAUAUUGUGGUGAAACUUUUUUAUUUUAGUUUUUCAAUAAGAUACUCUUGUGUGUUGAAAAAGUGAAGCUAUUGUUUUGUACUGUUCUUUUCUGUUACUAUUUAAGGGAGAGCUAAGCCACUAGAUGUUGCAUACAGUUUUUCUUAGAAAACCUUGUUUCUGUGGCUACAGUAAAUUGCAGGAGGCAUAUAGGUUACACCUUCAGAAAAGUUAAUGACAAAACAGCUGUUACCCCUUGGAAGAAUAAAAUAGGCUCAUGCAAUGAGCUCUGCCAGACAUUAAAAUAAAUUUGUUUAAUAAAGUAGCUCUCAUUUAAUGGCUUGAUUCAACAAGCCAUUUAACUACCUGCCUGACUUAACUGUAUGUGAAUAAUCUUACUGAAGUCAGUGCAACUCUUCAUGCUUAAAGUUUUUUUUUUUUUUAAAUCUCUUGUUGAAUUAAUGACCUUAAAUAGAAAAUUUAGCUUCUAACCCUUCCUUGUCCCUGUUUUGUUUCCUAAAGUCUUGCAGCAUGAAGAAGGUAAUACUGCCAGCCUUGAGUAGUUUGGGCUGAAGGUUAUUGUAUUCUGUUCCACCACAAAUAAAAGCAAGAAUGUGUUUUUCUGUGUGUAAUUGAAGUACUCCUACUAUAACGAUAACUCACUUUUGGGUUUUUUUUUUUCUUUGGAUGUUUUUUAAUCAUUUGAGCCUUUUGUAUGAAAAUUGAGUUUUAUUUUCUUAUUGGAAUAUAUGGUAUGUUCUUUUCCAGCAAGUUUGGAAUUCAGUAGUCACCAGGUCACUUUCACUAUAAAUUCCCCAAUUUUUUCUGUUUCCUUUAUAAAUAGUUUGCCAAUAGGUAAUUUCUGACUUGCAUGCUUGCUCCUUUGUAGGUUGAGGACCUAAAAUGCAUCACCUAAAAGAAAAUGAAAGGGGAAGAAGCAUUUGAUGUAGUAUUAAUUGAAAACAGAAACCCAGGUUAUAGCACAAAAUCAGCUUUGAAAUUGAGUAUUCAAAUAGCAAAACAGUCCUUAUUGCCUCUAUUUUAAUGAAACACACUUUUCACUGACAGUCAAGAACAGGUCUAACACUUUUUUCUGUUGCUAACCAUCACUGAAGACUUCACUGAAGACUGAUGCUGUUGGGGCAAAGGGUGUUUUUACUUUUCCUGAUAGCCAGUUGAAGGAACAUCUGUGAUUACUUUUCUGGCAAUUGAAAAAGGCUAAUGAUAAGCUGUGCCACUGCGUCUUGGUUCUCUGGAUUGUCUGCUCAUGCCUUCUUGCAUUUUGGUUUUCUUUUUCCCCCCUUAGAGUUAUGGGGGUUUUUACCAAUGAACAGACCUGUUCCUGCACCCCCUAGUCUUGCCAUGCUUCAACAGGAACAUGGCAGGAUCCUUAGUACCCACCACACAAUUGUUUCUGCAUCACAAGGUCUGGGGACUUUCAAGUAAGUGGCCUGCAUUUUUGGAUCUGGGAUCUUUUUACAUUGUUGAGAUACUUAGAUUUAAACUACUCUUUUCAAAUACCCUUGCACUGUAAAUUUGUUUAUUGUCAGCAGUUUGUUCACAAGGAAAAUUAAUAAGGUGUCUUGGCCAGCGUGGCCCACUUCUGAGAAAAUAGGCAUUAUUUCCUGGUCCCAGGCUCCAUGCUGAGACUCACUUUGAAGUGUUUUACCUAAAAUGCAUUGAUGGUGCAUGAGGAUUCAGAAGAAUGGAAUAAGCAUGCCUGCUUUGGGGUUUGGUAGACACAAUCACCUACAACUUUUUUUAAAAAUUGGCAACUAUUUACUGAUACAGAUUUUAUUUUUAGCCAGAAGCUUUGCAUAAAUGUUUAUAGUGAAGGCAGAAUUGUGUUGCUGUGCAUCCCAACAUAAUUGGCCAUGGGUUAAGUUCAGGCCCUGCCCAGCAAGAUACAGUUAGGCCAAAGCAAAACCCUAACUUAGCUUUCUGCUUUAAGCCUUAGUAAGCCAGUAACAGGCAAAACUAGAUGAUGCCCAUCUGUCUCAAAAGAUCUAUGUAAGACAGUCAUAUCAAAAUGUACAUGGUAAUUACAUUAAAACCUGUCUUAGCAAGCAAGUAAACAAAACACCCUGAGCCCUGCGUUGUGUUUCCUGUACUGAGCAGCGGCUGUUCAAGAGGAGGGUAAUGGUGACCAGCUCUGCUGCCUUCCAGCAAUCUUCCCCUUGAUCUCACGCCUACUCCAUCUUUUCCCUUAGGCCUCCUGUUAACUUUUGUGUGGUGUUGACAAUUCCUGUAUAGCCUGUGUGGCUGCACACCCACACGGGCACAGCCUUUCAUAUUUCCAAGUGGAAAAGAAAUACUGUAGAGUGUAGAAAAGUUGGGAAUGCUUGCUGAUGACUUAGCAGUGUACUGUGGCAACCAGGAGGGCCGUAUAUGUCCUGAGGGAAUAUCAGGUACAGCCAGGCAAGGGGGAGGAUUGUCUCUGCUCUGCACUGCAGCAGCCUCACGUGGGACAGUAUUGGGCACCACAGUAUAAAGACAUUAAGCUAAUAGAGAGUGUCCUAAGAAGGGCCCCAAGGAUGGGGAACGUUCUAGAGGGGAAGCUGUAUGAGGAGCUGCUGAGGGCUUGUUUUGUUCAGCCUGGAGGAGGGGAGACUGAGGGAGACCUCAAUGCAGUUUUCAGCCCCCUCGUGAGGGGCAAGCACCAGUCUCUACACUCGUGUGACCAAUGACAGAGCUUGAGGAAACAGCAUGAAGCUGAGUCAGGGGAGGUUUAGCUUGGAUAUCAGGAAGUUUUUCAUUCAGAAGGGUGACUUUAGAACUGGAGCAGACUCCUCAGGGCAGUGGUCACAGCACCAAGCCUGAGUUUCAAGAAGCAUUUGGACAAUGCUCUCAUAAUAGGGUGGGAUUGUUGGGCUGCCCUGUGCAGGGCCAGGAGCUGGACUUAAUGAUCCUGGUCAGUCCCUGAAAAUGUUGCUAGAAUGGUGAGGUCACUGAAACCAGAAGUAAGCCUCUUAUCCGUCAAAUGAAAAGACACCCACAAGAAAUACAAACAUUAAGGUAAGAGAAUGUUGUAAUCCAACAUCUUUCUGUAGUCCAGUUCCCAGUGCAUGAUACAUUGCUUUAGAGAAGACAGGGCAGGAAAUUACCUAAAUAAAUGAGUCUUCAGCCAUCCUGCCCUAGUACUAGGGUGGGAGGUGACCAGAUUGUUAGAAGUCUGCAGGAGUAAAAACCCUCCAAUUUUGUAAUGGCCCCUCUCUGUUCCCUGAAGUAUCAAUUGAUUCCAUUGCUUGGGUAUUACUGUCAUUAAAUGACUGUUCCUAAUGUGUCCCAUUCUGCCGUACAACUGGUCUUUUGCUCUCCCAAUGAGUGUAGAAAAUGGUUUAUUUGCUUUCUAGAAACGUAACAUAUUUCAGAAUUUACCAUGUUUCCCAUAAUCUUAUCUAAUUUUAGGAAUUCCGGUUAUGAUAAUUGCCAUAAUUUGUCAUACAAGAUUUCAUUAAACUGACUUUUCACUGUG
Molecule: messenger RNA, 6054 nt
Organism: Catharus ustulatus (Swainson's thrush)
Lineage: Eukaryota; Metazoa; Chordata; Aves; Passeriformes; Turdidae
Gene: RANBP3
Product: RAN binding protein 3
Exons: 18
Coding region: 85-1845 (586 amino acids)
Biological process (GO): protein export from nucleus
Cellular component (GO): cytoplasm; nuclear pore
Molecular function (GO): GTPase activator activity
Source: RefSeq, a predicted model, not a curated record